UAGAAGUGUUUACCUCGAAUACCAUUUUCCUAUUUUUCCCAGAGAUGAAAAUAUGGGGAAAGAACGCAAAAGAAAAGCAAAGAAAACCACUUCUUCAACGAAAAAGAAAGGAUCUUCCUCUGAACAUAAUGAAAAACCUUUGACAGACUCAUUAACGUCUGAGAAUGGUGGUGAAACUGAUCUGGUUAAAGAAAAUCAGAAAAUAAAAGGAAAGGCUAGAUACAGCAUAAAAGAUCUACUAAAGCAGGCAGAGGAGUGUCUUGAUAAUUUUAAUUAUGAAUUAGCCAUAAAGUUCUGUGAGAGAGCUCUUGGCAUUGAACCUGAUAAUCUGGAAGUAUUGGAAAUGGCUGGAUCAGUAUACCUUGAAACUGGAGAUAUGGACAAAGCAAAAUCAUGCUUUGAAAAUGCUGUAAGGAUAUCUCCAGACCAAGGUUAUUCAAAAUUCAUGAAUCUUGGUCAGUUGUUGGAGGGUCAAGAAGCAGUUGCUGCCUUCAACAAAGGAAUUCAGUUAAUGAUCGCUAGCAAAGAUAAUGACACUGCUCAAGCAUCUGCAAGUGAUAGCACAGCUGCAUCAUCCACUGAAAUAUCAACAGCCUACUGCUCCCUGGCAGAAAUGUAUCUUACUGAUGAAUGUUUUAAAGAAGAAGCAGACAGCAAGUGCUAUGAAUGCUGUCAGAAAGCUGUUGAAUUCGAUGCAACCAACCCUGAGGCUUACCAGCUGAUGGCCAGCUGUUUGCUGAGUCAGCAAAACAUGGAAGAGGCACGGAAGAUGCUUGAUAAGAGUCUAGAGCUGUGGCAAGGAAAAGAUGAAGAACUUCCAGAGGCACCAGUGCCCCCAUAUGAAACCAGAAUUACAACAUCAAAGCUGCUGAUUGAAUUAGAAAAUUACGAGACUGCUGGUUCAGUCCUUGAAGAACUUAUUGAGGAGAGUGAUGAAGUUCCUCAGGUAUGGUAUUUACUUGGCUGGUUGAAUCAUAUCACAAAUCAGGACAGCACGAGCAUCAGAACAUGCCUGGAACAAGCUCAAAAACUUUUUACCCAAUUCGGAUGUGACGACCAGCCUAUGGUGGAUCACGUGACUGAGAUGCUGGCAAGUUUACCCGAAGUUGAAAACCCGGAUGAAGAAAAUGGCGACCACGAAGACGACUCCGAUCUUGAUGACGGCGAAGAAGAAGAAAUGGACACUCAAUAAAAAAAAAUGUAUAUUUAUUUUGAUUAAUACCUCUUGAGACUUGGAGGAUACAUGGAAAGCUUUCAAGUGAUGACUUCUCGAAUUUUAUAAUGAAUCGUUGACUUGGUACUUGUACCGGAGGUUAUUUUGGAUUACAAGAGCAAAACCCACCAUGGCCUAAUGACGUACAGUUACCAACAGCUUGCAAAAUAAUUUUAUGAUAAAAAAUCGAUUGCUAUUAUGUGUGAAAUGGUACAGAUUUCAGACGUGAUUGCCCCUUAUACAACCUGGUUUCUAGUCCUGAGCGACAAACAUCGGCAUUUCGAGCAUGAUCGUUACAGUUUUUGUCGUGUGCUUCUUGGUUUUCUUACAUCGCGUCAAGCGUUCUUCAAUUUGUUGCACAUUCUAAAACCUCUUCUUGCUCUUGGGCUGUUGGUAACGUGAAAACUUCCAUUUUUGUGAACUUUUGCCUUUCCUGCAUGGAUUAACAACUAGAUUCAGUCUGUCUUGGGACAUGUCUAAACACGUGCCUGUCCAUACGUGGACUAUAGUACCCUGGGGAAGAAACACGAAAAUGUAAUUACUUGAUCCUUGACUUUAGCUCCCACGAGUGACCAAGAGAUAACUUCUACUGACAAUAUCAAUACAACAUCAAGUAGACAAGCGAUAACAACAAAGAAAGAGUAUCAAUUAGAAGAUUAUUAGGUAAUCCAAAGCAAAUUAUACGAAUCAGCAUCAUAAAAAAUUAAAUAACAGGCAGGAAGGAUAGCUUUUUUGGCCAAAGCUUGUUGCUGAGUCGAUUAUAGGGGCAGUUUCCAAAGCAGUUACAUGAGCAAGUCAAACCAAACGAUAGAAACAGGGAAACUAUUAAUACACGAAGAGAACCACGCUACUUUUGCCCAAGGCGAAAAAACGUAUGGCACCAUUUUCACGCAGUUUUGGUUUAUCCCGUCUGACGGCUGAUCGAAUAACAGAAAAGUUGAGCACUUCGGUUGUUGU
Pocillopora verrucosa is the source of this 2170-nucleotide messenger RNA. RefSeq lists its product as uncharacterized. NCBI's taxonomy places the organism in Eukaryota, Metazoa, Cnidaria, Anthozoa, Scleractinia, Pocilloporidae. The record is from RefSeq and is a predicted model, not a curated record. Gene Ontology annotation, biological process: cell division. Gene Ontology annotation, molecular function: protein binding.